AUAUGACUCCAGCUCUUUAAACUUCUUGCUGUGAUUGAGAUAUAAUCAUUGGGUGUGGUUCGUGAGUAGCGUGGUGUAGACUGUCACGUAGAGUACUCCAUGUAAGAGUACUAUAAAUCCCAAUAUAGGCAUCAGCUGUGCCUAUUCCGUUCUAAAUAUUUUUUUCCUCUGAUCUUGGAAGAAAGAUGGAGGUCCUUAUACAGUUAGUGACCAUGUUACUAUGUUCAUUUUCUCUGGUUCACUGCAAGCCUGUGGAAGUGGAAGAGAACUGGAAAGGGUCACCAAAGAAACAGACGAUUUUACAAGCUCGGCCGAUGGACUUUAGGGAUGAGAUUUACGUGAGCAAAAGGAAUGCAUUUGGAAAUUGCAUACCACCUGGCACUGACGUCCCAGGGUUCCGCUGUGCAACCAGUCAGGAGUGCAUCCCUUUGAGUCUGGUGUGUGAUGGCGUCAAUGAUUGCGACUACGACGCCUACGAUGAGACCGAGGAAUCAUGUAAGGUAGUCCAAUGCGACGGGUUUCUCUGCCGUGAUGGGGCGUGUCUUCUGACCGAGUUCGUGUGUGACGGCACCUAUGAUUGCAGAGACGGGAUGGAUGAGAUGGAAUGUAACCUGAACCAGUGCAGUGCUGAUGAUCAGUUUCAGUGCCGAAGCGGACGAUGUAUACCUCACUUCUGGCGGUGUGACAUGCUCGAGGACUGCCAAGCAGGGGAGGACGAGUUAGAAUGCGAACACAAUCAAUGCCAAGGGGACGAGUUCCGCUGUGACACAGGGGCUUGUGUCAUCCGCAUUUGGGUGUGCGACGGACAGAAUGAUUGCCCGAAUGCAGAGGAUGAGACGGUUGGUUGUAACUUGGUACCUGCUGUCGUCUGUGAUGAAGGGCUCUUCCAGUGUGGAGACCAGUCCUGUAUACCUGACUAUCUGGUCUGCGAUGGCAAUACAAAUUGUCCUGCAGGUGACGACGAGCAACAAGAAUGCUGCAACGCUGACGAAUUCCGCUGCCAGACCGGGCAGUGUAUCCCUGAACAGUAUCGUUGCGAUGGACUUAUCCGGGACUGUCCGGCUGGUGAGGAUGAGGACUGCGGAUGCGGGGCGAACGAAUUCCAGUGUGACACUGGGACAUGUAUUCCAGAUAUCCAGCGCUGCAAUAAUCAGAUUGACUGUGAUGACGGAUCUGAUGAAGCAAGUUGUCCUAUCAUUGAUCGUGUAUGUAUAACGGUUGGUACUGUCCAGUGUACGUAUGGACAUGUGUGUGCUGUACUCUGCAAUGGUGUCCGGGAGUGCCCUGUCAAUGGUGAAGACGAAAUCGGAUGUCCGCUCACCAACUGCCAGCCAUCCGAGUUUGAAUGCACAAACGGACAAUGCCUACCAGCAUCGGAUAAGUGUGACGGCUACCCGCGUUGUUCCGGCGGGGAAGACGAAAUCGGAUGUCAGCUGUCCAACUGCCAGCCAUCCGAGUUUGAAUGCACAAACGGACAAUGCCUACCAGCAUCGGAUAAGUGUGACGGCUACCCGCGUUGUUCCGGCGGGGAAGACGAAAUCGGAUGUCAGCUAACCAACUGCCAGCCAUCCGAGUUUGAAUGUGGAAACGGACAAUGCCUACCAGCAUCGGAUAAAUGUGACGGCUACCCCCAUUGUUCCGGCGGGGAAGACGAAAUCGGAUGUCAGCUGUCCAACUGCCAGCCAUCCGAGUUUGAAUGCGCAAACGGACAAUGCCUACCAGCAUCGGAUAAGUGUGACGGCUACCCGCAUUGUACUGGUGGGGAAGAUGAAAUCGGAUGUCAGCUGACGAACUGCCAGCCAUCCGAGUUUGAAUGCAAAGACGGCAAGUGUAUACCCGCUUCGGAUAAAUGUGACGGGUAUCCGCAUUGCUCCGGCGGGGAAGACGAAACGGAUUGUUCCCUGUCAAACACGUCGCCGGUUGAAUGUGGACCACCUUUGACCUUUGAAUGCCCGGAUAGGACUUGUAUAUCGUCUGACCUACUAUGUAACGGACAGCCUGAUUGUCCAUACAGUGAUGCGGACGAACAGCCUGGUAACUGCCGGAUCAUUUCUGCAUGUUCCCCUAAUCAGUUCGAGUGUGAUGAUGGAAGCUGUAUUUACUCGGGGCUUGUCUGCAAUGACCGAGAUGACUGCCCGGACCAAUCCGAUGAAGCCGUCGAACGAUGCGGAUUUAAUUUGUGUAACUCUGAGGACGGGUUUAGGUGCCAGGAUGGAAGCUGUAUACCACUGUAUCAAGUCUGUAAUGACGUGCUCGAUUGCUCAAAUGGGGAGGAUGAAGAUAAUUGCGUUUCCACUUAUACUAGACCCGGUAUAUGCCCUCCCCAGUCUAAUACUGCGUACGGAGGAAACAACGACCCCGGUGUGUGCGUAGACAAUUGCUUCCAGGAUACUGACUGUCCAGAACCUAUGAAAUGCUGUGCAGCGCCCUCUGAGUGCGGUCUAACAUGCACACAGGUGUUCCUUCCGGCUAAUCCACUUACAGGGCUGACGGAACUAACGAACUUAAUUGAGAUCCUUCAGGACGAUCUAAAUAUCAUCAAUAAUGAAGUUGCGAUCCUUGCAGACGAUGUAGGCGGUAUAGAAACAAGAUUAGGAGCCCUUGAAACAGAUUCACAACUACUGAGACAAGAUGUGGAUAUCCUCAAACAACAAGCAAAUGAAAACAACCAACCUUACGCACCGCAAGAAGUCCAACCAUAUGAACCAGAAGCUGUUCAACCUUACGCACCGCAAGAAGUCCAACCAUAUGAACCAGAAGCUGUUCAACCUUACGCACCGCAAGAAGUCCAACCAUAUGAACCAGAAGCUGUUCAACCGUACGAACCCCAAGAUGUCAGGCCGUACGAACCACAAAAUGUCCGACCGUACGAACCGCAAGAUGUUCGACCGCCCGAACCACAAAAUGUCCGACCGUAUGAACCGCAAGAUGUCCGACCGCCCGAACCACAAAAUGUCCGACCGUACGAACCGCAAGAUGUCCGACCGCCCGAACCACAAAAUGUCCGACCGUACGAACCACAAGAUGUCCGACCGCCCGAACCACAAAAUGUCCGACCGUACGAACCACAAGACGUCCGACCGCCCGAACCACAAAAUGUCCGACCAUACGAACCGCAAGAUGUCCGACCGCCCGAACCACAAAAUGUCCGACCGUACGAACCGCAAGAUGUCCGACCGCCCGAACCACAAAAUGUCCGACCGUACGAACCACAAAAUGUCCGGCCGUACGAACCGCAAGAUGUCCGACCGCCCGAACCACAAAAUGUCCGACCGUACGAACCACAAGACGUCCGACCGCCCGAACCACAAAAUGUCCGACCGUACGAACCACAAGACGUCCGACCGCCCGAACCACAAAAUGUCCGACCGUACGAACCGCAAGAUGUCCGACCGCCCGAACCACAAAAUGUCCGACCGUACGAACCACAAGAUGUCCGACCUUACGAACCACAAGAAGUCAGACCGUACGAACCACAAGACGUCAGGCCUUACGAAACGCAUAAUGCCCGACCUUAAUAACCACAAGACGUCCAACCUUCAAAACACAGGAUGUCUGACCAUACGAAUCACAGGACGUUGGGCCCUAAGAUCCAUACAUUGCCUGACCUUAAAAGACGUUUUCUGUGGGUUUUUUGCCAAUAUUAAAAAGAUAUAAACUAUUGGAAAUAAAUUUAUAUUGUAAGCUUCAAAUCAUCCAAAUAAUAUGAAGAACGGUAUUGAGCUUCAGAGAAUUUGAGAAAACAUAAAUAAAAUAAUGACCUAUCAAAAGGAUGAGCUAUUUUGAUUCAAGCAACCACAGCAACAUAUGGCACGCCUGGCAACAACCUAAAUGAUUUGUACACAUCCAAUCAAAAUAUAAGACAAUGCCAAAUUAUUUCAGUAUUAGCACUAUACAUUGUAACUUCAUUUUUAUUUAGUUAAUUAAUAUUAAUCAGACGAAAUAAACCUGCAAAAUUAUAUAUUUAAAAAAUAUCAAUUGCACUCAAUGGUUUGAAAUUACUUGAACUUGAAUACAAAUAAAAUUUAAAGGUUAUAGUUUUUAACUUUUGAAAUAAAAGAAAAUUCCUUGUUUGGCACCAGUCUACGUAUGCCAUCAUAGGCCUAUAUCAUGUUAGUUGCUAUGAUUGUAUCACAUCAUUCUGUGUUAGCUUUAUGUUAGAUUUCAGUAAUUAUUUUUAUGACUAAAAUCAAGUGUCAUUUUAUUGUAUUU
Molecule: messenger RNA, 4212 nt
Organism: Strongylocentrotus purpuratus (purple sea urchin)
Lineage: Eukaryota; Metazoa; Echinodermata; Echinoidea; Camarodonta; Strongylocentrotidae
Product: cortical granule protein with LDL-receptor-like repeats
Exons: 14
Coding region: 186-3518 (1110 amino acids)
Cellular component (GO): extracellular region; plasma membrane
Molecular function (GO): protein binding; peptidase inhibitor activity
Source: RefSeq, a predicted model, not a curated record